This is a messenger RNA of Aspergillus niger, 1086 nucleotides long. RefSeq lists its product as uncharacterized. Gene Ontology annotation, cellular component: actin cortical patch. NCBI's taxonomy places the organism in Eukaryota, Fungi, Ascomycota, Eurotiomycetes, Eurotiales, Aspergillaceae. Gene Ontology annotation, biological process: actin filament organization; actin cortical patch localization; endocytosis. The coding region runs from base 1 to 1086 and encodes 361 amino acids. The record is from RefSeq and is a predicted model, not a curated record. The transcript is spliced from 3 exons.
AUGUUUCACUCAUCGAAGCCGUAUUCGGCUGUGACGGUCCAGAUCGAGGUCCUCACCAGCGAACAGUAUGAGGUGGAAGAUUCAAGUGGAAUCGUGGACCUUAUCGAGGCCAUUCGUAUCCAGGCCAGUGGUCCUACAGAAGCGAGUCGCGCUUUGCAUGAGCCCUUGCUGGAACGACUACGAAUCGCCGCGACCGACCCGGUUUCUGACCCUUUGGUAAAAGAGAAAUGCAAACAGCUCUUUGGGCAAUGGGCAGCCUCUUACAAGAACACCCCUGGGAUGGAGCGGGUUACAGGUCUCUACAGACAACUACCGAAGCGUAAGCAGCCGGCUACUCAGGCAAAGGCCAAAGUGUUGCGGGAUGCGGGGCAAUCCGAAGAACCUUCGAUGGGCCAUACGGUGUCCGUAUCAGCCGGAAAUGGGCCGGCUACAGUUCUCAGUGGCCCCAAGCACAAGCACACCUCCAGCAAAUCAUCGCUUUCGUCCUUUAGGAAGGACAAGAAGGAGAAGAAGACAUUAAGCAGGUCUUUCAGCCUCGAUAAAGAGAAGCCAGAGAUGCUACAGACCCUCGCGUCAGCCUCCGUCGCCAGUACAAACCUCCUCAACGCUCUCAAGCUGGUUAACCGCGAAACGCAACGGGUCAGCGAAGAUGCCGAAGUGCUCAACCGGUUUGAGACUUGCAAGACAUUACGACGCCAAAUUCUGCGAUACAUCCAGCACGUGGAGAGUGAGGAGUUUCUGGGUAGUUUGAUUCAUGCAAACGAAGAGCUAGUCACGGCACUUAUGGCAUUUGAAGUCCUGGACAAGAGUGUAGACUACGACAGUGAUAGCGACCAGGAUGUCCUAGAGACGGGGUGGACCCCUGACCGCGACGACCUCCCCGACUCAUUCGCAGGGUUGGUUGUCAACCCCCCGAAGCCACCACGUCCCCCUCGUCCCUUGAGCAUAUCCGUACCAUCCUCAUCAAGAAAAGUCUACAGUGACAGCGAGUCAGAAACGGAAGACGAUGACGAUGAAGAUAAUCCAUUUGGCGACCGCAACGCCAUCCGCACCCCUGGCAUUGAGAAGCACGAGCCUACCUGGUAG